Molecule: messenger RNA, 225 nt
Organism: Lactuca virosa
Lineage: Eukaryota; Viridiplantae; Streptophyta; Magnoliopsida; Asterales; Asteraceae
Source: the annotation of a GenBank genome assembly
AUGACAGUGAAGAAGAAGAAGGGCGCCACAACUGUCGAUUUUGAUCCACCCAUCUACAAGCGGCAAGAAGUUGUGUACUCUGUUAUCAAAUUUUUUGUAGGUCGUAAGAUGAUGGUGGCAGUGAUGUUGGGCUGUGAUGAUGAAGGUGUGUGGGUGGUGAGAUCUGAGAAGAUGAUAACAUGCUUGAUUCCUCUUCCUUCAUCAGAUCUGCAGGUGAUGUCAUAA